AUGGUUUUAUGCUUCGUGUUGGUGAUCUUCACGGUUCUCUUGGCUUGCUGCUCGGCUAAAGUCUACAAAGUCGGAGACUCCGAUGGAUGGACUGCAAAGAAAGACUACUACUACGAUUGGGUCAAGGGUAAGGAAUUCCACGUGGGAGAUUCUCUCGUCUUCGAAUACGAUCCCAAACUCAACGACGUGACUCAAGUCUCGGGCGCUAUGGAAUGCGAAUUCUGCGACUAUUCUUAUCCUAAAGCCGUAUACAACACGGGACACGAUGUCUGCCUAUAUGGACAAAAGCUCAACGUUCUUGUCGUUCAAGACCCGUCACGUCCGGUUCCUCCACCACCACCGAGGAAGAUCCUUCCUCCUGGAAAGUUCUACAAGGUCGGUGACUACAAAGGAUGGAAUGUUUACGACAGUGACUUCUACAACAAGUGGAGCGAGGAGAAAACGUUUUAUGUCGGAGAUUCUUUGUUUUUCGAAUACGGCAACAAAGUCAACGAUGUUUUAGAAAUCAGCGGUCAUCUUGAGUUCAAUUAUUGCGACACGACUUCACCUGUAGCUGUGCACAAGACAGGACACGAUCUCGUUAGGCUCACAAAACCAGGAGUUCACUAUUUUAUAAGCUCGGAGACGGGUCACUGCGAGGCUGGCCUUAAGCUACGAGUCAUGGUCCAAGACAGGUCAUUGGUGCAACCACUGCCCAAAGUGCCCAGGUUUUCACCUAUUGACCGUUUCACUAGGUGGUUACGCACUUUAAGACAUCAUCAUCCCUAA
Molecule: messenger RNA, 768 nt
Organism: Arabis nemorensis
Lineage: Eukaryota; Viridiplantae; Streptophyta; Magnoliopsida; Brassicales; Brassicaceae
Source: the annotation of a GenBank genome assembly